AUGCCUGACCAGCCGGCCAGCACCGAAGCUCGCGAGCUCUCUUUGAUCUCAAACGUCGAGUUUCGAAUUGCUUUGGCAGACUCGGACGAGAAGCUCCAGUCUCUGCUGCAAAAGUAUCUGGCUCCAUUGCUUUUGAAGCUAGCAUCUGAACAUGUUGCCGUGCGCAAUAAAAUCCUCGAGCUCUGUUAUCAUAUCGACACGCGUAUCCAGCCUCUUACAAUUGACCUCCCUCUCCCAGCCCUGCUGAAGCAGUUUAAAGAUGUACAGGCUCCGAUUGUGAAACAUUACGAUUUACAUUACAUUAAACUGGCGUUAGAUCGCCUAAGCCCAGUUCAGCGGGCAGAAGUCUUCCCCGAGUUGGUGCGCGGUGUCUCACGGCUCCAAAGCGAUCUUGCAGACGCCGCUCGUGCUUUUAAUCUCAUUCUGAAGUGCUUAUCAGCCUUGAAGCUUCCUGUCAAGGGCAGCGAACAGGACCUGUCAUUUCGCCAGGACCUAGGACUCUCGGACGAGGACGCCCGCUUUUUAUCACCAUUGGGAUUGGGAAUCUCAUGUUGCCUGAUCCCCCGCAGAAAUGCUCCCUUCGACGAAACAUGGAAACUCUUCAACGCCUGGGGGUCUCAACCCUGGCUGACACAAAAAGUCGCCGCCCUCGGUUUUCUCCGAAGCGGAGCAUUCAUCGAGAAUGAGCGGUUUAUCCCAGCUCUAAUCGCGAGUGCUGAUUCAAAUCGAAACAUUUCUACGAUUGGUGAUGAUAUCCUUAAGCGAUGCCAGCCGGACCUCGAAGAUAGAACACUUCUGGACCGCAUCUAUGACAUAUACGAAAGAGUCACUGAGCCGGAAACCAUCACUAUAAUCCGCCCAGCUCUACAGAUCAAAAUACUUAGUGUUUUGUGCAAAUCGGCUGCAGCCGCUGCAGAAACCGACCGUAUUAACAGGAUUUUUAAAAAUGAGAUCUAUACACUAGUAGUCACGUCGCGAUCAGGGCUGGAGGGCUUUAAACUUCGCACUCAGCUGCUCCAUUUCGCUGCAUGGAUCGCUCGAGUCAGCCCAUCGGCUACAGUUUUGGCACCAAGGAUCAUUCGGCGCUUGAGACACACUAUCGAGGUUCUAGGCUGGCCUGCCCUCCGAAGCAAAGGUAACUCCGCUGAGCAAAAGCUCAGGAGCCUUACUUACGAGACUAUCGGUAGUCUGGCUUCAAAAAUCGAUCAUGCUUCUGACGAAGGUGGAAAUACCAGCUAUGAGCUCAUCAAGUGGCUCUUCGCCGCUCUCAGCUCAGAUACAUCGAGUAAUGAGAUAUCCGUUAGUAUUGACCAAGCAUUGGGUAAUAUAAUGAACUCGGCCACACGAAGAUUGGGAGACCCUAUAAUAAACCGGCUUCGGAAGCUUCUGCUACACUACAUGCUUGCAAAUCCCGGUGAGACAGAUUAUCGGACCGAAUUCAAAAUUCAGAGGACUCCAAAAUAUGCAGCACUUCGUUUUGCAAAUCGAUGUCUGCCGUUUAGCGAUAUCAACGGCCGCUGGAUCAAUAUUAUCGCCAUCGAAGCGGACCAAGACCUUAAGCUCGUAGAGGAAGGAAGAAAGGGCCUUAGCCCAUAUUGGUACCGCGUCCUCAAUCCGCCGGACGUUGUUAAUCCCACGGCGCCAUCAGCGAUGGCCGAUUCAGAUAGUUUCUAUCAAUUUCCAAAAUUCUCGGAGCUGAUGGAUUCAGGAUUCGGGUCUGCUAGCUCUGCAAAACCCAAGCUUAAGAAUCUCCGCAAUGCAUAUCCUACGGUGGUAACAUUCCUUCGGAACGUUUUACUCUGCGAAGCAUUUUCAUUCUCUGGGCUCGUGGUUGACACCGCGCAACCACAUUGGGAAGAACAACUAGAUACCAUGAUAUCAGGGAAUGAAUCCGCACGCGAGGCGGUGCGAAAAUACCUUCAGCACUUACAGCCCGAACUAGUCAAGCAGUUUUUGAUCGUUUGUAUGAGGGGACAAAUGCUUAAUAUGCAGAAACCCCUUGGCAGAACAGUCGAACAUUUCGUGGAAAUCUCUUCUCUUACAUCCACCGCUAUCUUAGACUCUCUGGCUCCAUUUGGGGUUGUUGCUAAUGUUGAAGCCGCUCGACCUAGUGACCAAGACUUGAUGGCACGUGGGUUUGGAAUAAUGCAAUCCCUCCCAAGCUGGACGGGAGAAGCCCGGCAGAGAUCCAUCGACCAGCUUAUGACCGCCGCUCUGUCCUGGCGGAACGCCGUGGGUCAGGCUGUGCAUAAAGUCCGCGGAACAAUCCUAAUGCUGGUUUACCUUUUAACUCGUUUAUCAUAUCGUGGACUCAAACAAGACAUUCCAGUCCCUCCUACACAACAGCUUAAUGAGAUUCUGUUUGAGAUUCUUGAGCAUUCAAGGGAUUCAACUCUUCGCGAUACAGCAGUGUCAUGCUUGGGCCAAAUGAGCCUGGGUGGACUUCUGGUGCCUGAGUUUCUAACUGAAACCGUUGGUCUGGAGAAGUUACUGGAAAAUGUUGUUGAGGAAGCGAAAAAAGGAAAGGAACCAGCGAUAUUGGCUUUGGGCCAUCUAUCUUUAACAUUUCCAAAAGAGGCGGAGGAUUCGUCUAGCCUGUUCGACCGACUUUUGAAAUCAAUGUAUGAUUUGCACGAGAUUCGUGGUCUCGAGGUGCAGCUUACGGUUGGAGAAGCGCUAAGCGUUGUUUCUGUUGGCUGGGGUUCCAAAUCCUUACUUACCGCGUUUGAUGUAGACGCGCAACGACCGCAGCCUGAUAUCUCACCAAAUGUUUUAUGCGAUAUGCUUGAGAAGAUACUUGUCGACUGCAAAGCGUCUAAACCGUCCUUGAAAAGAGCUUCUGCCAUAUGGCUUCUAAGCCUAGUUCAAUAUUGCGGGCAUUGCCAGGAGGUCCAAGACCGCCUACGACAAUGCCAGUCAGCUUUUAUUUGGCUGUUAUCCGAUCGUGAUGACAUGGUGCAAGAAACAGCUUCCCGUGGAUUGAGCUUUGUCUAUGAAAUGGGGAGCCAGGAAUUGAAAAAUGAUUUGGUGCGUGAUCUAGUGCGGUCGUUCACUGCUGAGGAUUCAAAUCUAGGAGGUGGAAAGGUCUCUGUCGAUACCCAGUUAUUUGAACCUGGAGCAUUACCUACGGGGGACGGGUCCGUAACGACCUACAAAGACAUUGUAGGUUUGGCAUCAGAAGUUGGUGACCCCAGUCUUGUGUACCGCUUCAUGUCAUUGGCAUCGAACAACAGUGUCUGGGCGAGUCGCGCGGCUUUUGGUCGAUUUGGUCUUAGCAAUGUUCUCUCCGAUUCAAGCGUGAACGGAUACCUUGCGCAGAACCCUAAAAUCUACCCCAAGUUAUACCGCUAUAGGUUCGAUCCAAAUCCUAAUGUACAAAGGUCCAUGAAUGAUAUAUGGAAUGCUUUAGUAAAGGAUUCGAACCUGACUAUUAAUUCCAAUUUCGAUGGUAUUAUGGAAGAUUUAUUGACAAAUAUUCUUGCCGGAAAGGAGUGGAGGGUUAGACAAGCCUGCUGUGCAGCUAUUGCAGACUUGAUCCAGGGCCGACCUAUUGAAAAGUACGAGAAAUUCCUCGGUGAUAUCCUAAAUAAAGCCUUUAAAGUUCUGGAUGAUAUCAAAUCGACUGUUCGCGAAGAGGCCUUUAAACUAUGUCAGGCACUCAGUAAUGUCCUUUUACGGGCGCUCGAAGAAGGGACGGGUCAGUCGAAGAAAUCUCAACUGAUGCUUCAACACAUCAUUCCGUUUUUACUCCAAAACGGCAUGGAAUCUAGCGUUCAGGAAGUCCAGGCUUACUCUAUCAUGAUGAUGACUACUCUUGUUAAAAAUUGUCCCGCAACAGCGUUACGACCGUUUGUUGCGGACAUUUUGGAGAAGUUUCUUACGUCUUUGAGCUCUGUAGAGCCGCAAGCAGUGAACUACAUACAUCUAAAUGCGGACAAAUACGGACUCACCGGGCAGCAAAUCGAUAAAAUGAGAUUGUCAGCCAUCCGCAGUUCGCCCAUGAUGGAGUCGGUGGAGCUGCACUUGCUUGACACCCUCGACGAAGAGAGCAUGAAAGAGGUUGCAUCAAAAUUAGAGCAUGUACUCCGAUCCGCAAUCGGACUACCGUCCAAAGUCGGCUGCAGCCGAGUUCUUGUGAUUCUAAGUUCCAAAACGAUAAUCUUCCAGCCCUACGCGGAUCGGUUCAUUCAACUUACGAGAAAACACGUCCUAGACCGCAACGACACGGUGAGUGCGUCGUAUAGCAAUGCUAUUGGGUAUAUGAUGCGGCUAGCAAGCGACGACGAAAUGUUGAAAACCAUUGCGUAUGCUCAGAAAUUAUAUUUUGGUUCGGAAGAUAGAUCGCACCGGGUGGUCGCUGCUGAACUUUCAAAUUCGAUGUCAAAGUUCGCCAACGAUAAGGUGAACAGGGUCGCUGCGACCUUCUUGCCUUUUCUGUUUGUUGGUAUGCAUGAUACGGACAGCGAGGUGAAAAGGUUUUUCGCCAAAGCAUGGAAUGAUAACGUGAGCGGAUCUCGUGUAAUAUUGUUAUAUCUAAAGGAAAUCCUGGAAAUGGUGUCCACCCAGCUGGACUCGCCGCAGUGGGCGAUCAAGCAUGCCUCAGCGCUCGGUGUUGCUAGAGUCGUGGCAUCGUUGGAUAAAGAGUGUGAUGCAACUACAGCAAUGGCGGUUUGGCCAAGUCUAGAAAAGGCACUGACUGGGAAAUCAUGGGAAGGGAAAGAAAAGGUCUUGCGGGCUAUGGUACAGUUUGCAACUUGCACGAAGUCAUGUUUAGAAGAACUAGGUGACGUGAAGAGCCAGAUGAAGGUGAUCGCCAUACGAGAAGCGAAACGAAACAAUGUCGCAUAUCGGCCGCAUGCUUUUAAAUGCUUGGGCGAACUUUCGACCCUCGUUGACGGUUUAGAGCUGGCACCCGCCGCAAUCAGAGUGGUAACUGAGGUUGUGGAAGAUAUUGCCGAUAAGUCCGAAGACAAGAUGGAUAUUGAUACCCCUGGUAGAUCGUCAAAGGCGGAAGCGGAGACGUUCGCUGCGUCUGUUGAGUGCCUACUGAACUGUCUGGAUCCGACGGUACCGUAUGCGGCUUUAGGCGAACAUAUUUCCCAAUCCGUUUCCCUAAUCGAGAUGGCAGUGACGCGAGACGGGAACUCCACUCAUAGCGCCUUAUAUAAAGCGCUGAAGGGAUUUUUUGACCGGCUCUCUGCUCUACCGGCGGAUUCUAUCAAGGAUUGCGAAAACGCAUCUGCAGCCCUAGCUGAUCGACUGCUGUUCCGUGACAUGGAAGGCUUGGUGGAGGCUGCAAGAGUUCAACGCGCCCAAGCGGUCGAAUCUUUUGCCACUCUCUGUGAACAGGGGGAUACUCAAUGUCGGCCUAAGUGGAAAGAAACGGUGGCGGCAUGGCAUGCAGCAGAACGGUCGGGGCAGGUCCAAACAAUUCUGAGCAGAGUUGUUGAAAAAAUGGCAGUACUUCGUCCUCAGGGAAUUGACUAA
Messenger RNA from Uncinocarpus reesii 1704, 5487 nucleotides. RefSeq lists its product as uncharacterized. Lineage: Eukaryota; Fungi; Ascomycota; Eurotiomycetes; Onygenales; Onygenaceae. Gene Ontology annotation, cellular component: cytoplasm; nucleus. Bases 1 to 5487 code for a protein of 1828 amino acids. The record is from RefSeq and is a predicted model, not a curated record. Gene Ontology annotation, molecular function: molecular adaptor activity. The transcript has 5 exons. Gene Ontology annotation, biological process: proteasome assembly.